Messenger RNA from Prunus armeniaca (apricot), 279 nucleotides. The record is from the annotation of a GenBank genome assembly. Lineage: Eukaryota; Viridiplantae; Streptophyta; Magnoliopsida; Rosales; Rosaceae.
AUGGAUCCAGAGUUUAAGUCCAUCAUCUCUCACUUGACCAAGUUGAAGAAGGUCAUGGCUGAAAGUGAACAACAACCUGAGGAAUCCUACGCCAUCAAAUUACAAGGUGAUGUACCAAGAUACGUUCUUGGCCCUUUCUACCCACUUCAACCUCCAGAUGAAGUGGUGAGGAUUUGGGCCGAACAAAGUGAUGAUCCUCUGCCUUACCAUGGAGUUCGAUUGGAAAUCAACUUGGGAAGCCCUUCGACCUUUCAAAGGUUGGCCAUGAAAAACUUAUGA